Acanthoscelides obtectus is the source of this 1294-nucleotide messenger RNA. The record is from the annotation of a GenBank genome assembly. Lineage: Eukaryota; Metazoa; Arthropoda; Insecta; Coleoptera; Chrysomelidae.
AAUGCUUAGAGACAAUUCUCACGUAGCAGUGACGUGACCACGGCAUUGGCAUACCGGGCGAAAGUUGAGACUUAGGUCGGUGACGUGAGAUACUUGCAUCACAGCAAAAUCAAAUUUGGUACGGAUUGGAUGCAUCGACAAACGGCAUGAGAAUUAUUAACCCAGUUGGCACGCGGGAUUGGGGAUCAGAUUCGAUGAACAACUCUAUAUCCAGGCAUUAGAUCAAUGAUAAUGAAAGGGCAGCUCAAGUUCAACUCAUACUGUGAUUCAUACCUACUGUAGCUGACAGAAGAAUGACAUACGGAUCGCCUACAGACACCCGACAGUAAUGAAGACCCCAAUGAGGUGCUUAUGUCUGUGUAUACCGCUUUUGCUUUUACUUAACGUUAAUAGUAUCAACGGAAAUUGUCAUGCCCAGUGGCCCACCUGUGGUACCGAAGAAAAUGUUGUUUGUAAGACAAAGUACGGAAAGCCUGUUCCCCAUUGCAAGAUCAUACGUGCUACACCAGAAUUCAGGGAAACUAUUGUCGAUUCUCAUAACUUCUACCGCAAUCAUGUAGCGACAGGUAACGAAACCAGAGGUGCAUUUAGGCCCAUAGCAGAUAUGAGGACGAUAUCUUAUGAUUCGUACCUUGAGUUUACUGCGCAGUGUCAGGCCUCUAGAUGUAACUACGACCACGAUGCCGACUGUUAUGCAACAAAAAACUUCACCGAUGUGGGGCAAAACCUGAAUGGGAGAGUUAUCGAAGAAGACACUAAUUUUACUUUCUCAUCAGUCGAAGAAACCAGAAGUAUGGUAUCCCAAUGGUUCGAGCUAGAGAUCGUAGAAAGUGAUGAUAAAGUUUUAAGAGACUUCAGCAGAAUGAAGGCAGUCAUGAUCGGAUACCUUUACCAGAUGGUGUGGGCAGAAACGCAUCGUAUAGGAUGUGGAAGAAGCGUAAAAGAGGAUAAGUAUAACAUGAUGAUUUGCAACUAUGGACCAAGAGGCCUUAGAGUGACUAAGCCUAUAGGAAAGUUCGGCAGACCUUGCAGCAGGUGUCCUGAAAAACCUGAGAAAUUGAGCUGCAAUGAAGUUUACGAAGGGCUUUGUGGUGAAGUCGACAAAAGUCACUAUAAUCUAACCAUUAGUCGAGCAGCCCAAGUAGUUGAUAACAAUAUGUGUUCGUGGCUAACAAAAAUGUGUUUUGCAACUUCUUUUUCAUUGAAUAUCUGGUUUUCCGACUUGACAAAUUGGAUCUCUUGACUAGAAAUCUAUGUAGAAGAAUAAAGUGUUGUAUAAAUCGUUUGAAACAAA